UCCUCCCCUCUUCCCUCUCCCACCCCUCCCCCUCCUCUUUUUUUCCCUCGACAACCCCUUUCUGCUUUUCCAACCUAUGCUGCAUAUUAUUUCCCGGGGAGCAGGUUCCUCCUUGCUGAGGCCGGCCCUCCGGUCCCGGCCGUCGUCUUGGCUGUCCAGCCGCCUCUCCCCCUUCGCAUCUUUCUCCACGGCCUCCGGUGAUGAAAAGGAGAACGAGCCCCCCCCCCAGCCGGUGGCGACGUUGAAGGAAGCCGCGGCGGCCGCCCUGCAGGCAUCCAUCGACAAGGGUCCGCCCUACGCCCCGGGCACAUCGCCGGUUUUUCUGGCCGGGCGAAACACCAAUGUCGACUGGUCCAAGGUGGACAUGGCUUCACUGCCGGAGGACCGGCCCUUGACUUCCGUGUAUGAAGUGGGCUCCGAGGCCCACAUCCAGUUUGUCCAUGAGCUGAAGGAUGUGCUGUGGGACAAGCUGAACAAGAUCGCCAGCGAGAAGAAUGACGGCCAGCCGCCACCCAUGACCAUGGACCAGUGUCUGGAAAGGGACUACCGCCCGGGCCACACCACGUUGGACGAUUUCCUUGUCGUGCCGCGCAUCUUCCCCAGCCAGGCCGAUCUCGAAGUCAACCCGGAUGGCAGCCCGGACUACGGGCGCAAGCACCAACUGUCCAGCUUCCUGCCCUCGGAGCCGCAAUACCACCAUGUCCCCACCGACAUUCCCUACUCCUACAGCGAGCUGGUCCAAAUGGAGGAGGCCAUGAUCCGGGAGAAUCCCUCCAUCACGCUGGACCAGUUGGUUCAGCGGUUUUUCGAAAUCUGCGACUACCCCAAUCGCUUUGCCACGCUGGUGCGAUCCAUCCCCGGGCUGUCGCGCGAGCAGCUGGUCGAAUUUUCGCGCGCCAUGAGCCUGAAGGACUUCUUCCACCGCUACGAUGAGAACAGCUUCGAGCAAUGGCAGGCGGACUUCCCGCAUUUGUUGCACACCAUCCGCGGCUUGGGCGUUCCCCCGCGCGACGUUUUCGACUAUCUGAUGGAGAAUACGGCCGAUUGGCGGGAGGCCAUCAAGGCCGAGCCGGUGACCGAUCGGCGCAGCCCGGCCGAGCUUCUGCGAUCGCAUCAGUCCCAGCCGAUGACGCUGGCCGAUCAGGAGGCACACCGGCGCAUCGCCGAGUUCCCGGCCAGUUUUGACGACGAGGAGAAUUCGGUCCCCGAGCCGGAGGAGUUGCUCCGGCACGCGAUGUUCUUUGCCAACAUCUCGGUCGAACGCAUGGAGACCAUCCACCCGGACCGGGACUUUGACCCGGCCAGCUUGAAGACCUUGCAGGCCACGCCGCACGAGCCCCAGAAUUUGCUGCCGCCGGGCACCGAGCCGCCACCACACCCAUCCGAAGAGUGGCCGAUUGAUCGCAUCGAGGCGAUGGCCGCCAUCCUGGAGGUCUCUCCCUUGCGUCCGGAUGAUGACAACCUCUCGGACGUGGAUUUGUCCGACGACGAAUCGGGCGACGAAUUGCUGGACUCUAUCGAUGCGGCGUACCCCUCCGAGGCGGAUCUGCCGGUGCCGCACUUUUCCAUCCCGCCGGCCAUUCAGUCGGACGUGUCGGCCUUCACCGUCCCCGGCCCGGACGAGGAGCAGCCCGACGAGGCCACGGCUCGGCGUGAGGCUGUUUGGCGAGCUCCCGCCACGCCGAUCGAGGACAUGGACUCGAUCGGCGACUACCGGAGUUCCAUGACCCACCCUGUGAACAAGAUCAACUCGCUGGCGCGGCUGCCGCUGCUGCCGGAGGCCGAGUGGGCGGCCCCGGAGCCGAAGGACUUCCCGGCCCCGGCCCCGCGCCCGGUGGAAACGGAUGAGGAUCACUUCUCCUUCCACAUGUCCACGGUGCAGGACCUGACCGAUGACCCAAUGCACGAGGUGGAGCCCGACUCGCCGAAAAGUCCCUUCCUUCGGGAGGUGACCUUCCGCCAGAAGCAGUAUCAUGAGAAUGUCCUGGCGGUGGAUGUCUUCCUGAAUCUCUUCAUGCUGACGGGGUUCUUCCAAACCCCGGCCCAUGAUGACACGGUGCGCGAGUAUCCGGUUCCGGAUCCCCCGGUGGAUUUGUCCUACCGGUCGCGCUUCAUGGCCGGGGUGGAGUCGAUUGUCCGGCACAAUGCCGGGCUGCCCCUGACGCCGGAGAUUGUGCCGGAUCCGGUGGAGCGCCUGCGCCAGCUGGAGGGCGCCCAUCAUCAUGAGGACAUCGAUGACAUCGGCUUGGCCGGGCAUUCCGUGACCACUCCCAUCAUCAACACCGAUCCGUUGGCCCUGCUCAAGGCCCAGCCGCCGGGUGCCGCUCAGGCGGCUGCCCUCCGUCGCGAGGCCCAGGAGGAGGCUCUUGGCCAGGUGCGCCUGCGUCUGCCCGAGUCCCGGCCCGGGUCCGAGAUGGUGGGCGGCUUGACCUCGGAGGCGCCGGAGACCAUGCGCGAGUCGCAGGCCCGUGCGCUGCCGGUGAAUGCCGAGCUCCUGGCCAAGAUCCGGGCCCGCAUGCCGAAGGCCGUGGAAAAGGGCCGUACCCAGCUGCUGAUCUACACCUGUGCGGCGGAGGUCCCCAUCACCGACAUUGUGGACUACAUGAUGCAGCCUUCCACCCAUGCCAAUGAUAAGAAGGACCACCGCGAGUGUGGCCACCAGAAUGUGCGGUUCAUCUCGCCGGAGGCCUACACAUCCGGCUUGGUCAUUGCCCGAUGUGAGUCCUGCCGGAACUUGCACCUGGUGGCCGACAACCUGGGCUGGUUCAGUGAUCAGCACGGGCCGGACUCCACUGCCGGGCCGGCCAAGCCCAAGCGCCUGGAGGAGAUGCUCUCGGCCACUGGGCAGACGGUGCUCCGCCGGAUGGAGCUGGCGGCCGCCGGUUCGGAUGAGAUCCCCACCGAGCUGGCCGAGAAUGCGGCCCUCUACUCGCAGCUGCAGUCCUACAAGAUGAAGAAUCUGGUGCACAUUGACGACAUGGAUGAGUAGGUCCCCUCCGCCCCUCUGCCCCCCCCCCUCUUUGUCUUCUUUCCUGGCACUGUCCCUGCCCUGGUGGUAUGGCGGUGCUGCGGUAGCCACGUUGUUGCGUGGCGGUCUGGGGCUUUUGCUGUUUCCAUGCCGCUGCUGCGGCUCCCCGUGAGCUUUCCGAUGUGUCCAGGUGUGCCGCGCCGCGAGCCGGGGCCGAUAUUAGCCCCUUGGCGUGUUUUUAGAUUGUGUCAUAUCGCCCCACGGUGCCUGGCUGUGCUGGCCGCGGCGGCGGCAUGCACUUGGCCAUUUCGGGACUGCUCUACUUCUCUCUCUCCCCCUCGCCUUUCCUUCCUCCGUUUGCCCGCGGGCAUGUGCCUCUGUGCAUGUGUGUAGCCCCCUGCCCCUGUCCUCCUCCCCCCGCCGGGGUACCGCAGAAAGAGAAGGAGAAAGAGAGGCCGUAUGUUUGUGUCCUCUCCCCUCUGCCCGGUUGGCAAAAAUACAUCUUUAAUAUUUC
Molecule: messenger RNA, 3482 nt
Organism: Fonticula alba
Lineage: Eukaryota; Rotosphaerida; Fonticulaceae
Exons: 1
Coding region: 77-2989 (970 amino acids)
Biological process (GO): protein import into mitochondrial matrix; protein folding; protein stabilization
Cellular component (GO): mitochondrion
Molecular function (GO): zinc ion binding; protein-folding chaperone binding
Source: RefSeq, a predicted model, not a curated record